Molecule: messenger RNA, 5347 nt
Organism: Maylandia zebra (zebra mbuna)
Lineage: Eukaryota; Metazoa; Chordata; Actinopteri; Cichliformes; Cichlidae
Gene: ctbp2a
Product: C-terminal binding protein 2a
Biological process (GO): regulation of transcription by RNA polymerase II
Cellular component (GO): nucleus
Molecular function (GO): NAD binding; DNA-binding transcription factor binding; transcription corepressor activity
Source: RefSeq, a predicted model, not a curated record
GCAGUGUUUGUGUGGUUUGGUGUGAUGUGGAUAUGUUUGUGUGUGGUGUCCUCUUUCCUCAUGCGCAACAAGCCAGCAUGGCCAGAGAUUAAUUAUUCAAGGGCUGCCAGCAAAGGGGGAAGUCACCUGAUAGUACGGACUUACAAUAUUACAAACAGAUAUCAGGUGAAACGCUAGACUUUGCUUCAUCUUCAUCCUUUCUCACUCCGUUCAAUUUUUUUGUUGCUGCUGCACAUGAAGACCUGAAAGAGAACUUUCUCUCUCUCACACACACUGCCUGUUGGGAGCUCUUUAUUUUUUCUAUUUCUGUGUUUUUUUUCUUUCCUCUGUUAACAGAUUUUCAGCUUUUUUCUUUUUCGCCAAUGCUUGUCCCUAACAAAGUGAGCCUCGGACGCUCCCACAGUUGGGACACGUUAGGGGGGAAUGAGGGUCAGUGGGAAAGACCUGACAGCGUGUACGAACAGCAGGCAAGAGUAACAGGCCGGCGGAGCUCUUUGUCAUACGGAGAGGGAGGAGGGUGGUAUGAGCCACCACCUGGGGUGCGUCUUCCUGACCUCGAUUUGAAACGCGACCCGUAUUCCUACCAAGAUUCCCUUUACGGACAGGUUUACGCCGAGAGACACGACCCACGGGGGCUUAGGAAGGGCUCUGUGCCAGAUCUAAACCACUACGAACGAGUGCCCAUGGCUCAUCGAGGAUCCAUUCCACACCAGGACUAUUACUCCCAUGACCCAGCCAUGACUCCUCGGCCACCGGAGGCCUUUUACCGAUCUGAGCAUCAGCCUCCGCUGCCUCAUCCUCUCAGCAGGUCAGGCUCACAUUUAGGAAUGACACCUGGGGCUCGUACUGCGUGGGAUCAAGGUCAGGUAGUGCGGGCUGGAUCUCAAGGGCCCCCAUCACCUUUACCUCCUCCCCCUCCUCCAAGCACUCAUGAAUUGAAUAGGGCAUAUAGGGAACCUGGUGCUAUAACUUCUGCUAAGAUAUCCCCUCGAGACCCCCCUCCUGCUCACUAUGGAAUGGAGCAGCCGUCUCCUCGGUAUGCCAGUGAGCCUCCGCCUCUGACAAGUCAGUCCGUUUAUACUGAUGCUAAUGGCCGCCCUCUGGAUCCGCAGCAGCAGGCUGCCACCUGUCUAGUGGUAGAUCCAGCCAGUCAAAGCAUGAUUAUGAGGCAAGAGACAGCCUCACCGUUAACCAUCCAGCAACAGCAUCAAUUACAGCAUCAGCAACAAAUACAGCAGCAACAGUUACAACAGCAGCAACAAAUACAACAGCAACAGUUACAACAGCAUCAACAAAUACAACAGCAGCAGUUCCAACAGCAACAACUUCAGCAGCAGCAGUUACAGCAGCAACAACUACAACAGCAACAAAUACAACAACAGCAAAUUCAGCAACAGCAUCUUCAGCAAGAACAGUUGCAGCAACACCAUCUGCAACAGCAACAACCUCAACCUCUGCCACCUCCGCCUACCAUGCCGGUCACUGACCCUAACCUUUCUAUGGCUGCACCACUUCCUGCUCCACCUACUCCAGUCCAUACUGCAGCAAUUGCCCCUGCUGCACCUCCACCUCUGCAAGUGGUUCCAACUCCAGCCCCUCCUCCCCCAGCUACUCCACUCCCUGCCCCUCUUCCCGCUCCUCCACCAACCGCCCCACAGACUCCUUUGCCAGUGGAUCCCAAGAAGUCGGUCGAUCCAGAGUUUCUUUCUCUGUUGCGAAACGAGGGCCUCUCAGAGAGCACCAUCUCCUCACUUAUCCAGCAGGGGUUUGACUCCACUAGCAUGCUGGCUGUCAUGGAGGAGAAUGAUGUCCGCACAGUUGCCCCAAACCUCGGUCAGGCUCGUGUGCUGUCUCGCCUGGUCCACCAUUACAAGCGCCCAAUAGAAGCUACACCAGCCCCCUCCCAACCUCAAACGCCCAUGCGAGGUCGCUCUAAUAGCUUUAGCCAUCGCGCAGACAUCUAUCAACCACACCACCACCAUCAUCAUCCACCACAUACCCCACAACCUUUAGCAGUAGAUCCCCAACUAAUGCCCCCACCAACACCUGGGGCCAUGCAAACUAUCUCUCCGCGGAUGGGAGAAGUAAUCGGUAGAAGGCCCAGCAGUGCUCCCUCGCAGCAGUUACUGGAGGCCUCUGGAGGAUACCCAGGCCAACCCCCUCGUUCACCAGGGCCAUACGCUGGAGCCCUCAUGCCUGUCCAGUCAAGACCCAUGUCAGCCUACUCUUCUGGGAUGCCAGGGGUGCCUAUGCCAGGUAUGCAGAUAAUGCCUCACCAGAUGACUGGGUCAAUGCCUGCCAUUGCGGGGUCCAUUCACUCGAUGCCAGGUAUGCCACAGCAGAUGCCUAUAUCCAUGCCUGCUUUACCACAGCCACCGCAACAGGUACCAAAAGCAUACUCUACCAACUACACAGUGCCCAUAGAGCUGAUGAAGAGGGACAGGAACUUAGUGCCAUUGUCACCCAUGCACAGCCCUCACCCUAGUCCUCAGCUGAUCCGAAAGGGUGGGGGACCAGGAUCAGACAAUGCUCUCGUUCCCGUGGGAGCACCCGUUCAAGGCCAAGGUGCCCUGGCUGCUAACCAGAAGCUAAGUCGACGCACGGGUCCACCAGUCAUCGUGUCGACUAUGGCAUCUCCAGAUACAAGUAUUCGGCCCCAGAUUAUGAACGGGCCUAUGCACCCGCGCCCUCUGGUGGCGCUGCUGGAUGGGCGCGACUGCACUGUGGAGAUGCCCAUCCUCAAAGAUCUGGCCACCGUGGCUUUCUGUGACGCUCAGUCCACGCAGGAGAUACAUGAAAAGGUGCUGAAUGAGGCCGUAGGGGCCAUGAUGUACCACACCAUCACCCUGACCAGAGAGGACUUGGAGAAGUUCAAGGCGCUGCGCAUCAUCAUUCGCAUCGGCAGCGGCUACGACAACAUCGACAUCAAGGCUGCCGGGGAGCUCGGCAUUGCAGUGUGUAAUAUUCCCUCAGCGGCCGUAGAAGAAACAGCAGACUCGACGCUUUGUCACAUCCUUAACCUGUACCGGCGAAACACCUGGCUGUACCAGGCUCUUCGGGAGGGCACGCGGGUCCAGAGCGUGGAGCAGAUCCGGGAGGUGGCGUCAGGAGCAGCCAGGAUCCGAGGAGAGACGUUGGGCCUGAUCGGAUUUGGUCGUUCAGGCCAGGCAGUGGCCAUGCGGGCCAAGGCGUUUGGCUUCAACGUGAUCUUCUACGACCCCUACCUCCAGGACGGCUUGGAGCGCUCGCUGGGCGUGCAGCGAGUCUAUACUCUCCAGGACUUGCUCUACCAGAGCGACUGCGUCUCCCUGCACUGCAACCUGAACGAACACAACCACCACCUCAUCAACGACUUCACCAUCAAACAGAUGCGUCAAGGUGCUUUCUUGGUCAACUGUGCACGUGGGGGUCUAGUGGAUGAGAAGGCUUUGGCUCAGGCCCUGAAAGAAGGAAGGAUACGGGGCGCCGCCUUGGACGUCCAUGAGUCAGAACCUUUCAGCAGUUUUUCCCAAGGUCCGCUAAAAGACGCCCCCAACUUGAUCUGCACACCCCACACUGCCUGGUACAGCGAGCAGGCAUCGCUGGAGAUGAGAGAGGCCGCUGCCACAGAAAUCCGCAGAGCCAUAACCGGCCGUAUUCCCGAGAGCCUCCGAAACUGCGUCAACAAAGAGUUCUUUGUUACCACGGCGCCUUGGGGAAUGAUAGAGCAGCAGCAGCCUCAAGUUCACCCAGAGAUCAACGGUGCCGCCUACAGAUUUCCUCCUGGCGUGGUGGGCGUCGCCCCCGGUGGGAUUCCCGGACCUAUGGAGGGGUUGGUUGCCGGGGGAGUUCCCAUCGCCCACACCCUGCCCCCUGGCACCCAUCCGUCACAGGCCACCUCCCCCAAUCAGCCCUCCAAACACGGCGACCCCAUGAGAGAGCACAUGACUGAGCCAUAGGACUGCUGCUGUAGCUGAGAAGAGGAGGAAACUAAAAAUUGAUGUAAACUAAAAAAACAAACAAACCCAGCGACCUAACAACUCAACCAUCCGACUAUACGUACGCUUGAUUUCAGCCAUCCGAACCUACCAGCAGACUGCCUGCCGGGCAACGUUUCACACUUUUUCUUCUUUCUUUUUUUUUUUUGUGAAACCACUAAGUGAGGACAGUGGACGUUAAUACACAAAUGAGCUGCCACACGGAUCUGAAAUCUCCCCUCCCUUCAUAUCUUUUAUCUUCAUUCCUUCUCGAUUUACACAAUGCUUUUUGUUUUAGUAUAUUUUAGGGAGAUUUCCUCCUGACUUAUGGGACACGUUGACAGUAGCCACGUGCAGGAUGGAAACCCUCCCCUCAAGCUCAACAGGACGACUCUGUUUCCUUCAGUCGCGCCCAUUUCAGCACAAACAUACCCUGUGUUUAGUUUUUUUUUUCUUAGACUUUCUUCUUUUUAUCCUAUAUUACUGUGUUUCUGUUCUUCAGUGUGUGAAAAUGAACAGAUUUACAGUUUUCAGACAAGAAAAGAAAAACAAACUGCACUCCAUCUUUGCCGGCUAGAGGCCGCCUGAGUGAAGAGAUGGGAUGCGGGGCAGUAGAUGUGGAAAAAUCAUCCUUUCAAACCAAAAAGGAGGAAAUAUAAAGAAUAAAAAAUGGCAGGCUUUCAUGGUUAAAUAUCGUACAUGGACCGCGUCACUUAAAUUAUGUAUUCCUGUUGUAACUUUUCCAAACUCUGCUGAACUGAGGUACUUUUAUUUAGUUAAAGUGGCGAACAGUGUCCCAAAUAUUAUCUGUUUGCAUCCAAAGGACCUUUGGAGAAAAAGAAAAAAGCUUCUGAAGUAUGACAGCUUUUGGAAAAACAAAAACAGCAAAUCUCUUACUGACUCAGGAACAAUAUAAUAACCUUCAAUUCUGUCCAAAAAGGAAUAGAAAAAAGUUAAAAAAAAGAAAAUAGGUCUUGAUUACUGCUCCUCACGUCUCCACGUCUUUCUCCAUUGUGGUAUUUUUUAUAUAUCAAAUGUACAUUUUUUGAUGUUCAAGCUUUUCACUCCUGUUAGAUUUGUAUUGCCUUGUUAAAUGUUCAUAUAAUCGUAGUCUGAUGUGACCAACCGCGUCCUCUCCUCCUUAUAGUUUCUUCCUCCUUGUUUUUCUGCUCUAAUGAAAGCCAGCUGUGGCGCCCUCGGAGGCGUCGAGCCCUCUUGGAACAACGGCAGCCACGUUCAUUCCCUUUAGCCCCGUGACGUUAGCAAGAGGCGGCUGCUCACAGAUUGUUUGGUUUUUAGUGUGAGUAUUUGUAUUUGUUUCUUGUACAAGGUGAACAUAUAGCAUACAGUGCAGCUGGAACCAAUAAAUAAAACUUACUGUUCUGAUUGAU